Eptesicus fuscus (big brown bat) is the source of this 2537-nucleotide messenger RNA. It is a transcript of the gene ZNF775, whose product is annotated as zinc finger protein 775. Gene Ontology annotation, biological process: regulation of transcription by RNA polymerase II. Gene Ontology annotation, molecular function: DNA-binding transcription factor activity; RNA polymerase II cis-regulatory region sequence-specific DNA binding. Bases 83 to 1795 code for a protein of 570 amino acids. Lineage: Eukaryota; Metazoa; Chordata; Mammalia; Chiroptera; Vespertilionidae. The transcript has 4 exons. The record is from RefSeq and is a predicted model, not a curated record.
GCCCCGGGUGGCAGUUCCCGUUAACCUUAGCCUCAAAGUCAAAGAGGGGCAGCCAGUGCAAAGCCCGAGGCUUCUGAGCAGCAUGACCUGUACCCCAUCAUGUUCCAGGCAUGAGGAACCAUCAGGAAAUGUUCUAACAACUGGAGCAUUAACCAGCAAGACCGAGUCAGGGCACCGUGGGUCCCCCGGGAUGGAGAGCAGCCUGGCAGGUGCCAGCACAGGAGACCGGCUGGUGAUGAAGAUCAAGCAAGAGAAGCCAGAGUGGCUGCUGCAGACCCUGGCGCCGCCGGCCGCGCUUUCCAAGGACAAGGAAAACAUUUUCCAGCAGCCCCUGGGCCUCCCACCAUGCCAGGCUCUGGGGAAACCCCGAUCCUUGGGGGGACAGGAGGAGACUGGGCCUCCCAGGUGGACCCCUCCCACUGAGCAGGAUGCUGGGCUGGCAGCCCAGGUUCCGGGGGCAGCCCCUGCCCCCCUGAGCCCCGUUCUUUCUGCCAGCGAGGGUCAUUUCGUGUGCCUGGACUGCGGGAAGAGGUUCAGCUGGUGGUCGUCCCUGAAGAUCCACCAGCGCACCCACACGGGCGAGAAGCCUUACCUGUGCGGCAGCUGCGGCAAGAGCUUCAGCCAGAAGCCCAACCUGGCGCGCCACCAGCAGCAGCACACGGGCGAGCGGCCCUUCCGCUGCCCCGAGUGCGCCAGGCGCUUCAGCCAGAAGCAGCACCUGCUCAAACACCAGAAGACCCAUUCUCGGCCCGCCACCUACUCGUGCCCCGAGUGCGAGCGCUGCUUCCGCCACCAGGUGGGCCUCCGCAUCCACCAGCGCGCGCACGUCCGGGACCGCCAGGGCGCCCGCGCCAGGCUGUUCGAGCUGCUCCGGGAAUCUGCGGCCUGCGGGGGCUGUCGCCUGCGUCCGGGGCCGCCGCGGGGGCGCCCCGAGUGGGCCUGGCUGGGGCUCUUCCAGGGCUGGUGGCGCCAAGUGGGGGCCCAGACCGCCGCCGCUGCCACGGGGCCCGGCGAGCAGCGCCAGUUCAUCUGCAGCGAGUGCGGCAAGAGCUUCACGUGGUGGUCGUCGCUGAACAUCCACCGGCGCAUCCACACGGGCGAGCGGCCCUACCCGUGCCCCGAGUGCGGCCGCCGCUUCAGCCAGAAGCCCAACCUGACCCGGCACCUGCGCAACCACACGGGCGAGCGCCCGCACCCCUGCCCGCACUGCGGCCGCAGCUUCCGCCAGAAGCAGCACCUGCUCAAGCACCAGCGCACGCACCUGCCAGGCGCCCAGGCGGCGCGCUGCCCUGUCUGCGGCCAGAGCUGCCCCAGCCGCGCGGCGCUGCGGGCCCACCAGUGCGCACACACCGGCGCCGCCACUGCCAAGGUGCUGGGCCCCGAGUCUCAGGCCCAAGGCCCCCAGGGCCGGUCGGCCCCACCGCACAGCCUCCCAUCGGCCCGGCAACCCGCGGAUGUGCGGUGGUGCAGCGCGCAGGAGGACCUGGUCGGGCCCGGGGAGCCGCGCCAGUUCAUCUGCAACGAGUGCGGCAAGAGCUUCGCGUGGUGGUCGGCGCUCACCGUCCACCGGCGCAUCCACACGGGCGAGCGGCCUUACCCGUGCCCCGAGUGCGGCCGCCGCUUCAGCCAGAAGCCCAACCUGACGCGGCACCGGCGCAACCACACGGGCGAGCGGCCCUACCGGUGCGCCGCCUGCGGGCGCAGCUUCAGCCAGAAGCAGCACCUGCUCAAACACCAGCGCGUGCACCUGGAGACCCUGUCGCCCACCCCCAGCGUCAAGGUCGAAGCGCUUUAGUGCACCUGGACCGAGGGGGACUCGCGGGGGGAUGUUUGCGGGGGUGCCUGUGGGGAAUGGCCAGAAUGGUGGCUUUUAGAACCCCAGGGGCUAAGACCCUAUCACAAGGCUCUGAAGGCCUGAGAACAGAAUUCCAGAAGCAUCCCAAAGGGAGACCGAAAGAGGUCCCCAUAGGCUGAGGGAGGAGGUGGGAUCAGGCAUUCCUCACCCUGGAGCUGGGAUGUGUCCCUGACAGGUUGAGGGCCAACCCCGUAAACUUCCUCAGAGGUGGGACCCCAGCCCUCAGGCGCCAGGUGGGGGCCUGCUGGGGGCUGAGGGAGAGGCUCCCUGGUGUGAAAUGGCCGAGAUCUGGACUGGUCAGCUGUAGUGCCGCCUGCCACAUGCAGGCGAGGCAGGGGCAAGCAUAUUCCCAGUGCAAAGGCAAUGCCCAGCACUUAAUGGCCAUUCAAUACAUAGUUUUGGAAGGAGUGAAUGGUUCUAUGGUCCUGACCGUGAGGGCCCCACUGCGUAGGGUGCUGUUAUGGCCCGCCUGUCGCUAGGAUGGGGAUGUGUGAGACGGUCAGGGGCUGGGCACAAGGGGUGUGGUCUCAGCUGAGGUUUGGUGGCUUGGGAAGGGCCCUGCAGCAGGGAAGAGCCAAGCCUGCUGCUCCUACUCUGUGGGCCUGGGGCAUGCCCGAUGGCUGACUCGGCUCCUUAUCAUGGCGGUGUCACAGAGGAGAAAAAUGAAGGAUUGACCAUCUCA